AUGGCUGCACGCAAGGGCGAAGAACCGUCCGCAGGUCUCCUUGGUGAAGGUGGUACUUCCACAAGUGGCCAACAGACAGGCAGAUGGGGCUGGGUGUCAUUGAAGGGUUUCCAAAAACACUUUGAUGUUGACACAGAGGAUGUGUUGUCACGUAUGAAGAACACACUUGCUGGGGGAUUUUGCCGGGGCAGCUUCAUUGAAACCACCCAAGACAAAGCUGAUCUGUAUGGCCCUUUCUGGAUUGCCACAACACUGGUUUUUAUCACAGCAGUGAGCAGCAACUUCCAAUCAUACAUCAACGAAAUUGAAGAUGCAGACGAAAAGGAGAAAGAUGACAAGGGAGAUGACAAGGGACACAACAAAUGGGUCAGCGACUACAACAAGAUCCCAUAUGCAGCAUGCCUGUAUUAUGGCUAUGUAUUCUUCCUUGGUUUGGUGCUGUGGGCGACCCUGAAAUGCUUCAGCUCCAGAAUGAAGCUGACACAAAUCUGGUGCAUUUAUGGGUACUCCCUGACAGUUUUCCUGCCAGUAUCGAUCGUUCUCAUCCUCCCUUCCAACCAUGUCGUCCUCAAAAUGUUGACUGUGGUGCUGGUGGUCGCCGCGGUGCUCCUGUCUUCAAUCUUCCUAAUACGCAACUUCAGAGAGGACAUCAGCACUGCAGCACCGGGAAAGUCGCUGGUGAUCAUGACCAUCAUGGUGGCCUUCAACGUCAUUCUGGGGCUUGUCCUUCUUUUCUAUUUCCAGGACGUUGCAACCACAUGA
Molecule: messenger RNA, 762 nt
Organism: Ostreobium quekettii
Lineage: Eukaryota; Viridiplantae; Chlorophyta; Ulvophyceae; Bryopsidales; Ostreobiaceae
Source: the annotation of a GenBank genome assembly